GAGCUCGAGAGCCUCCUGCGCAGCCUCGCCCGCGGCAGCGCCGCCCUUCCGACCCCGCGGCAGCUCGACGCCUUCCGGCGCGCCCUCGCGGGGCGGCUGCUGUGGGUGGUGCAGGCGCGCCGGCUUGCCGCGGAGGCGGACGGCGGCGCGCAGCUGCUGCGGGAGGCGUACGAGCGGCAGCUCCUGGUGGACCCGGAGAACCUGACCGUGGCGGAUGGGACGUGGGUACAGGCGGCGUGGUUCGGGGGUGGCCAGGUCAGCCAGGAGGACGUGAGGGCCGCGCAGGCCAUGCUGCGCGCGGUGUCGGUAAUCGUCUUCGACGGCAGGACCACCUCGGUGUCCGUGGACCCAGCCACCGCCAGUGUGCACCAGGUCAUGGACAUCGCUGCCCAGCAGGUGGGAACCGCGUUUGACCCUGCAAGGCACGCGGUGUUCGCGGUCGGCGUCGAGCCUUCCGGCCCCCAGCUGACCACGGGGCACUUCGUGAGAAUCACUGGCCUGGUGGAGGGCGAGGAUCUCAACGGCCAGGUCGGCCAGAUCCUCUGCCAGGACGACGACGUGUACACGGUCGCUCUCCCCAGCGGCGCGCGCAACAUCCACCGAGACAAUGUGGUGCACCACAGCGCGCAGGUGGUGCACCGCAGCCGGGGCACGCGGGCCGCCCCGGCCGCGGCGCUCGCCGCGCUCGGCCCCGGGCCCCUCCCGCUCCGCCUCCUCUGGCUCGAGGCCCGCCCGCCGCGCGCGGCUCCGGCGGCGGCCCCGGCCUCGGGGCCGCUGGCGCCCGUGAGGCAGCAGCUGCUCGGCAUGGACGUGGACGGGGAUGGGCUCGUGUCCGCGGGCGAGCUGCGCAGCCACCUGUGGAGAAUUUGCACCUUGAUGACGAGCGGUUCGCGACCGUUUGGGGGCACUUCCGUUCGGAGCAGGAAGGGGCCUGCGCGAACUACGCCGACGCGGAUGCCGUUAUGUACCUGCUCGGCCGCCCGCACCUUCGCUCGAGGCACGUCACAGUGGACGCUCUCAUCUACGAGGCGGUCGUGUCCAUCCUGGGGCGAAGGACCACGGCCCACAUCGACAUAG
This is a messenger RNA of Prorocentrum cordatum, 1077 nucleotides long. The record is from the annotation of a GenBank genome assembly. NCBI's taxonomy places the organism in Eukaryota, Dinophyceae, Prorocentrales, Prorocentraceae.